AUGGAGAUGGUGGAAGCAGACAGCUCUACUAGCAAAACAUACAGUCUGAAUCCAAGUCGAAUAAGCAAUGAAGACAUUUUAUUUUGCAUUGAUGUAGAUCCAGAAUCUCUCGUGGAAAUGAAAUCCACAGGACCCGGUGGUAAACCCCUCACUAGAUUGGACUCCAUCAAGCAAGCUAUUCUUGUCUUUAUCAACGCCAAGCUCUCUAUCAACCCUGAUCACCGCUUCGCUUUUGCCACUCUCGCCAAAACCGCUUCUUGGCUGCGGAAAGAGUUCAGCAAUGAUGUUGAGUCUGCAGCUGCUGCUCUUAGGGGGCUCUCAGCUACAUCAUCUUCAUCUUCUGGUCCACCUGACCUUACUCAAUUAUUCCGUGUAGCAGCUCAUGAAGCAAAGAAAUCCCAUGCACAAAAUCGGAUAUUGAGAGUGAUUCUGAUGUACUGCAGAUCAUCUAUACGACCACAACAUCAAUGGCCUAUUAGCCAGAAACUCUUCACAUUUGAUGUGAUGUACCUCCAUGACAAACCUGGACCUGACAACUGCCCCCAGGAGGUUUAUGAUGCACUUGUUGAUACUCUCGAACAUGUUACUCAGUAUGAGGGCUACAUCUACGAGACUGGGCAAGGGGUGCGGAUCCUCCUCCGUUACAUGUCAGUGCUGUUGUCGCACCCUCAGCAGCGUUGCACACAAGAUACAAUGGACUUGCCCAAGUCGCUUACAAAAAAAUCACCUUCGUCCGAUCCAGCUAAUGGUGAAGAUGGUGCUCCAAUAUCCAGCCAAUGA
Molecule: messenger RNA, 780 nt
Organism: Dovyalis caffra
Lineage: Eukaryota; Viridiplantae; Streptophyta; Magnoliopsida; Malpighiales; Salicaceae
Source: the annotation of a GenBank genome assembly